AUGGCGUCCGCCUUUCAGUCGUUCUCAGUGCCGACAUCGCCCGCCGUUUCCCGUUCCAACGACAACAGCAACAACAACAGUAACAAGGGCAGCAGGCAGCCAGUCACACCCCAGCGUCUCCCCCAACAGCGACAUCACCAACACCGCUAUUCGCAUUCAGCGUUCUACAAGUCACCCAACACACCCUCCUCCGACUCGACGACGGGAUCAUCGACGCUGACGACCCCCGAUAACACCUCGUUUUUGUCGAAAAAACGCCUCGUCGCAGGGCGCUCACCCGAUGUGCACCGCAAUUCGAGCAUCGACAGCCUCGAUGCCAAAGACAAGAGUCUCGCCGACCUCGCCCAAAACUGGCGCGUAAGAGCCAACCAGCACGGAAUCAAAGUCUCGCCUUCAGCCAAAAACGCAAAUGCUAAUGAUUCGCAUUUCGGAGACGACGAGGCUGACAAAACGAUGUCUGACGUUGGGAAUGACUCGAGUAUUUUGUCCAAUGACGAAGCGUUGCUGCCGCCGGCUUUCCUGUCGUACCACAGGCGAUCCUCAAGCCACACGGCCGUCACAAGGCCUCGUGCUCAGUCCCAUGCAUCGCUUCCAGAGAACAGGGGCAUUGCUACUUCCCCAUGCGCUACGAGAAAUGCAAACUGCUCGCUGCCUCUUCCAGUCUCCCCCGUUCGCCCCCGCCGUGCCCUUGCUUCGCUCAACCCAACCGAUAACAUCCUGUGCACCCCUCCCCCGAACCGUGUGCUAUCGUCUCAGCUGAAGAUGAAGGGCAGCCUGACGGAUCCUCCUCAGCCUCGCAAGCGGGAGGCUUUCGGCAAUGUCACUCUACCUGCUGCCAAUCUUGCUCGUGCCAACAUGAGCAUGAACAUCAACUUGGGGAACAAGAGUUUGGAAUUGUUCGAUAUCAACGAGCACGACCUCGAGUACGAAACGGAGCUUCAAGCCACCGAAGAGCCGUAUGACGAAUCAUUCUCGCUCGACCUCCAAAAUCACACCGCCAAUAUCUUUGGUUACUCCGGAAAUCCUCAGCAGCAAGAAGCAGCCUUUAGGUCAUCCCCCAACCCUUUCGCGGACCCCUUCCAUUUCGAUUCCAAUAGCGCUGGUAGCACCAACGUCCUCAGCAGCAUCGCUGAAAGCGUCGAGCAUCACUUCCAUACUCUACAACAUCCUCCUAAUCUGCGCUACUCUCCACCUAAUUAUUUCACCUCUGGCGAACCCCUUUACGCCCAGCGUGCUCCUCCUGCUUUCCCGAAACCAACUUAUGCGCCUCUUCCACAAACGAUGAUGCCCAUGCCAGUACCCGUCCAACCUGCCUUUGUGGGUGCUCCCCCGCUCGGCGGUACCAUCCCUGGAUUCCCGGCGAUUUCCAACGUAAUCCAUAAUGAAGGACUUGCACCUCCCAAGGUUGAACUGGCCGAGCCUCCCACCGACUGCUCCGUUUGCCUCGUCUCGCACCCUUCGAGUCUGGCCAUUCUCCAACCAUGCGGUCACCCGCUUUGCUCCGGAUGCUUGACCAGUGCACUCAACAUCGUUGGCGAAAAGGAUAUGGAGUGUGCUGUUUGCAAGACUGCCGUCGCGGACUUCAAGUUGGUCACCGUCAAGAACCCAGGAAAUGCUAAGCCUGGUGCCAAAUCGAAGCUUAACACCGAUAAGAGCAUCGGUGACCAUUUCUUUGCCCCGCCCAAGCUUGAUCUUGGAGCUUCUCUCAUUAAUGCGGAGCACAAGGAACUUGAUAGUGCUUUCGACUUUGGGUUUGACUUUGCGGAGGGUAUCCGGGCGAGUACGCCCAAGUUGGAGCAGCAGAUGAAUCUUGGUGGUGCCGGUGGGAUGGAGCUUUCUCUCUCGACGAGCAGCCAGCGCUCCGUGGGUGCUCCGGGCAAAGGCAAGGUUGUCCUUCGGAUUGAUAAUGUUCCUUGGGACAUCACGCCUAGGCAGAUCGUCUCGUGGUUGCAGCAGCCUGUUGAGCGUGUUCACGUUUUGCUUGAUAGCAAGGGCAAGACGUUGAGCCAUGCGUAUGUGGAGGUGAAGGAUAGCACUGUUGCUGGUGCCAUUCUUCGUGGGGAGACUGCUCAUCCGAAUGCUUCUGGACGGCGUGAGCGUGGUAGCGUCUUGGGCAAGGGUAAACGAGCUCGUGGUGUUACGAUCACCCGAAGCAGCGAGGAAGAGCUCAUGAUGAAUUUGUUCCCCAGCUGGCGUGGUCGGUUCGAUGGAGCUCGACCUUCUUUGGCUGGUCUGGAGGGCGAAGCCAUUAUUCGUGCUCUUGAAGGUGGAUUGUUGACGGAGGGCGAUCUUGCUUCGUUGAGGCGGUUGAUCCAGGAGCCCGACUCGCAUUUCCUUAAGGUUCCUGUGUUGCCCUUCUAUUCGCUGCUCAGUAUUCUGUCCAAGUUCCCCACUGAUGUCGAUAGUCGGGUGUUCUGGUCUUCUGGGAUCCGGGACAAGCUUUUCGAGCUCUGUGUGACUGGUCUCCAGGCUUUGAUUUCUCGCGUUGACAGGUCUGGUCGGAACCCGGAGUAUACCGUCGACCUUGUUCUUGACCUCGCCAAGGCUGUUAUGAACUGCAAAGUCUUCACUGCUCCUCACGUUCAGAAGGUUGUUGAUCUUCUCCACGCCAACUCGUUGCCAACUCCGACUAUGGAUCAACCCUCGCUGAGUGUUGAUACCAGUGGGGAGACGAGUGGACAUUCGGAGAGUGGCUCGAUUUCGAGUUUGUUGAGGACGCCUGAUUAUCGACAGGCUCUGCCUUCCCUCGCCAAGCCGAAGGAAGUGACUUCGUUCAACACGCCCAAAGAGGGUGCUGCUGAUCGACCGUUUGAUGAUCUUGCGAAGGAAUUUGGAGUUGAUUCGCAGUUGGUUCAGGCGCUUGCUCAGCGGUUGGCUGCUCUUGCUUGA
Messenger RNA from Coprinopsis cinerea okayama7#130, 2889 nucleotides. RefSeq lists its product as hypothetical. Bases 1 to 2889 code for a protein of 962 amino acids. The record is from RefSeq and is a predicted model, not a curated record. The transcript is spliced from 8 exons. Lineage: Eukaryota; Fungi; Basidiomycota; Agaricomycetes; Agaricales; Psathyrellaceae. Gene Ontology annotation, molecular function: nucleic acid binding.